This is a messenger RNA of [Candida] anglica, 691 nucleotides long. Lineage: Eukaryota; Fungi; Ascomycota; Pichiomycetes; Serinales; Debaryomycetaceae. The record is from the annotation of a GenBank genome assembly.
GUCAGUUUCAGAAGUUGUAAAAUAUAAGGGAGUCUCAAUAACCUACUCAAGUUUGAAGCAGUUCCGCAUAUUCCAAUCAAUUAAGGGUGAAUAUUAUUAUUCAACUGAACCAUAGCGUGCAUCUUAGAAGUGACAAAAAGGUGAACUUAAAUUAAUAAAUACUCCACUUUUAUUAUUUUUUUUUUCCAUAAUGAAUAUCCGUCAACAAUUACUCCAAUUCCUACAACUUGCAUAUGUGUUAUCCUCAGCAUUUAUGCUUUGGAAAACCCUCUCUGUCGUUGCCAACUCUCACUCCCCAGUAGUCGUUGUUUUGUCAGGUUCCAUGGAACCUGCUUUCCAAAGAGGUGACAUUUUGUUCUUAUGGAAUAGAGAUUACCAAGCUAAGGUUGGUGACGUUGUGGUGUACGAAAUCCAAGGAAAAUCUAUUCCUAUCGUUCACCGUGUAUUGAGAGAACAUCAUAAUGAAAACAAGCAAUUCUUAUUGACUAAGGGUGACAAUAAUCCAGUAGAUGAUUUGAACUUGUACGCAAAGAAACAAGCUUAUUUGGACCAAUCCAAAGACCUUGUUGGUACUGUAAAGGGGUACCUCCCAAAGGUAGGGUACGUUACAAUUUUGAUUACGGAAAACAAUUACUUUAAGUACGGGUUAUUGGGAAUAAUGGGUAUUUCAAGUUUACUUUCUAGUGAUUGA